Messenger RNA from Verruconis gallopava, 3186 nucleotides. RefSeq lists its product as uncharacterized. Gene Ontology annotation, cellular component: cytoplasm; Cul4-RING E3 ubiquitin ligase complex. The coding region runs from base 1 to 3186 and encodes 1061 amino acids. Gene Ontology annotation, molecular function: protein binding. Gene Ontology annotation, biological process: negative regulation of fatty acid biosynthetic process. The transcript has 4 exons. NCBI's taxonomy places the organism in Eukaryota, Fungi, Ascomycota, Dothideomycetes, Venturiales, Sympoventuriaceae. The record is from RefSeq and is a predicted model, not a curated record.
AUGCCGGGCUUCAGUAUGGCUGGCACCGUUGAGGAUCGCCUUUUUCGACGAGAACUCGGGAAUAUUACCUCCUCGUAUGUCAAACCACGAGGCAUAUAUGGUUCAAAGAGCUUCGUGCAAGACCUUGAUAUCAUCAAUGAGUUGAACGGACAUAGCGGCUGUGUUAACGCCCUGAGCUGGUCAAAAUCAGGUCGAUUGCUUGCAUCUGGUUCUGACGAUCGUGUAAUCAAUAUCUACAGCUACCUACCUGACUACGCCAACGCUCAGUUCGAUCUUUCCACCCAAAUAGACACCGGACAUACGAGGAACAUCUUCUCUGUCAAGUUUAUGCCUCAUUCCAACGAUCGCACCAUUGUCUCUGCCGCUGGAGACGCACAGAUUCGGGUGUUUGACAUAGAGAGAGCCGCGGUCUUUGACGGAACAAGAGCUCGGCUAUCGCAAAAUCAGGCAAAUUGCAAAGUCUUCAGAUCACACAGCGCUGCAGUAAAGAGGAUCGUAACAGAAGCCUCGCCAUUCUAUUUUCUGAGCUGCGCUGAGGAUGGUGAUGUGCGACAGUGGGAUAUUAGACAACCAGAGUCGGCAUAUCCUCGCUCGGCAAGCAGGUACUACGUGAACAGACAUGGCCGCUCUAAAGACCAUGCACCUCCUCCUCUCAUAUCGUAUGGAGAUUACAACAUUGAUCUGAUGACAAUCUCAUGCUCUCCAAGCCAACCACAUUAUAUCGCUCUGGGUGGUACAGCCUUACACUGCUUCCUUCAUGAUAGACGUAUGACAGGAAGGGACAAAUUCAACGAGAGAGGGAGUACCCCUGCGGAUGAAAAUGAACUGGCAGAGGCAACACGAUGUGUUCGUAAAUUUGCUCCCUAUGGUCAGCCGAAAAUGAGGCGGUCGGAUCCAAAGUCGAUUACAGCAUGCAAAAUCAGCGACAAUAACCCGAAUGAGCUUAUCGUAAGUUGGAAUGGGGAUUUCAUAUACAGCUUUGAUAUUAUGAGGGAUUACCAAAACCCAGAAGGACAUCAAGGGUUCUCCAGUGGAGCGAGGGGGAGUCGAGCGAAACAUAGAGAUCGUAAAAGGAAGAGGAAAGAAGCAAGCACGUCAGGGUUAUCACAAUUGGGCGAGGCUCGUGGGAGCUCGCAUCCGCGGACCGAGAGUGGAACGAGUGGCGACAGACAAGAGCUGUCCCUUCUGCUACAAAUGGAGGGUGGCGAAAGUGUAGAGAUACCCCUUACAGGUCGAGCAUUUUCAGGUUCGCGACUUACACGUUCGCAACCGAGAGAGCGCUCUCAAGGAGAAGAAAUCGCGCAGCAGGUCCGCCAAGUUCGAAACAUGUUAUUCAACGUCUCUCAAACAACACAUUCCUUCUUCCAACCGGACACAGAGCCUGAUGAACCAACCGUGGUACGAAACAGGCUAGAUCAAGUACUAUCUACAAGCUUGAAGUUACUCGAACAGGUCGACAAGCUCAUCAACCAGUGGACGUAUCCAAUAACUGAAUCAAGCAACCAAAUUGCUUUCCAGAAUAAGCUUCGGGAAGAUCGUGCAAAGACUUGGCGUUUUGUGCAAGCAUGCGGUACCAUUGCCCGCGUAGCGUCUCGAAAGCCUACUGCGACCUGUCCUCGACGUGUAUUAGAGCUCUUCGACAUGAUUAAACCAGCGCCAAGGGAAUCGGCCAUGCCUCUCGAGAGACAUGAACAAUUUGGCUAUGACUUCAUCAAAACAGUGCUGUUGUGGUUGGAUAGCGGAGUGGGUGCAGUCCUACGAGGGUUCACACACGAUCCCGACGAUCCAAACAUGUCGUACAAGAGGAGACACCCGGUUUCUCUGGACGCAGAUGUUGACGCAAUUGACUUAGAGCUGAUACCAUACUUGCAUCGACUUGCGAGUGAAAACGCCGUCGACGACCUGGAUGACGAUUCACAACAAGGAUAUAUAUUCAGAACAGAGGUCGAUGCUGUAAACUCUUUGUCAAGGGCUAUGAGGAUACCAUUCGCCGAUCUGGCAGGCCGUUCUGCUGAAAUGGACGGGCAAGGCCGGGCGUUGACGCAAGAUCGAGAGACAGCAGUUAAAUUCUGGGCGUAUAGGGUCUGUCGUGCUGUGCUUAAGAAUGCAGCUAUCGAUGUCACAUACAGCUUGGUGGACACAGCAUUUGGCGAAUUCGUGGAUAUGUCUAAUAGAGAACAUGAGACUGGAACGGAUGGAUCGUCUGCUGUUGUUACCGAGGAAGAUGAGGAAGAAGUAGCACAUGAAAAUGAGAACAUUGGCGAUGGCAACGUCUUGAACGCGGACGAAAGCAGUGACAAUGACGAAGGGUCCUCUGAUGAUGAAGACGAUGAAGACGACGAUGAUGACAAUGACGAAGAGUCUCCGUUUUUGCUUGGUGGUCCCCGCACAGCGCGAUCAAAGAUGACAGCUGGGAAAAAUGUCCCGUGUCUGACGCACACAAAUCGAUACGUUGGACAUUGCAAUGUUGAGACAACGAAGGAUGUCAAUUUCUACGGUUUGCAGGAUGAGUACGUAAUAUCCGGUUCAGAUUGUGGAAAUUUCUUUAUCUGGGACAAGAAGAGCACAAAGUUGCUGAAUAUCCUAGAGGGCGACAAUGAGGUUGUCAAUGUGGUGCAAGGACAUCCUUACGAGCCUAUGAUAGCAGUCUCGGGAAUCGACAGUACCGUAAAAAUAUUUGGAGUUGACGCAAGAGCAAGGAAGGAUGCUGCGUUAGGAAUUGGAAUUGAGGAAGUAGAUCGAUCUAGAUUCUCAUCCAUAGGGCUGAGAGGGCGUCGAGAACGUCUGAGGCGCCAGAGAGAUAGACUAGCAGAUGAGGAGGUCCAGAGAAACCAAAUGCCUAAUUCUGCUUUUGAUCUUCCGGACGAGCCGGCGACAACAAGUAAAUCACCACUAAUCACAUCUGAGCCUGCUCUCCCACCCCAGCAAGAUGAUGAUGCAGAACCUCCUUGGUAUGAAGAUGAGGAGUUAAUCAAAAGUAAACAUGGCCUCCAAAGCCGGCGAAGAAUACAGGAUGAAGAUCGUAUUGUAAGUACGAAUGACAUGGAUCGCCGGCGAGGGGCUCGCCAGGGCGGAUUUAUUACUAGGAGCAUGCUGGCUAUGCUUGCGCAGCAUAUGCGUGCCCAUGCUGGCGGAGGCGACGAUGAGGGUGAAGAUGUCGAUCCUGAAAACUGUGCUGUUAUGUGA